CCAGUAUUAUUUCACAUAAUUACAUUUAUUAAUUGACAAGAAGCAAAACUUUUCAUAUACUUAUCCUAUAAACAAUUCAAUAGCUCAAGCCACGACGUUGACUUGGAUCGAUGCAUGUUUUGUUAAAAUGAGCAUCACCAUAGACAACAAGAAGGAGCUAGAGCCAAAUCCCAAGAAGAAUCAUCGUUCAACCGAUCAUAGGAUGGUGGACACCGGCGGCGAAGCGGACAACAAGUCUCUCGAGUCAGGAGGCAACCACCACCACCACCACCACCUCAACAACCACCAGUUUUUCCGGCAAUUCCUGAGAAUCACGGUGUUGUUCGUGGUGGUGGCCGCACCGUGUCUUGUUCUUUAUCAUUGGACUCAUCCUUUCGAGUUGUUGCCCAACUACAGCUCCUCCUCUUCUUCUGACCAUAACUAUGCUCUUUGUGACAAGGAUGUUUCGGAGUUGAAGAAGGUUCUGAAAAAUGCUUCCAUGGCAGACAAAACUGUUAUUCUAACAACUCUAAACGACGCGUGGGCGGAGCCAAAUUCUAUACUUGAUGUGUUUCUUGAGAGCUUUAGGAUUGGGGAUCAAACCAGUAGGCUUUUGAAUCAUUUGGUGAUUAUAGCUCUAGACCAGAAGGCAUAUGCUCGUUGCUUAGCUUCACACCCUCAUUGUUAUGCUCUCAAAACUCAAGGCAAUGAUUUUUCAGGUGAGGCGUAUUUCAUGACUGAAGACUACUUGAAGAUGAUGUGGAGAAGGAUUCGUUUUUUACAAUCUGUUCUUCGUUUGGGAUACAACUUUGUUUUCACGGAUGCUGAUAUAAUGUGGUUUCGAGAUCCAUUUCCACGUUUUUUUCCGGAUGCAGAUUUCCAGAUUGCUUGUGACAAUUUCUGGUUCAAAUCUGACGAUUUAAAUAACAGACCAAAUGGAGGUUUCACCUACGUAAAAUCCAACAAUCAGACGAUCCAAUUUUACAAUUAUUGGUACUCUUCGAAAGAGAAUUAUCCAGGGAUGCACGACCAAGAUGUGCUCAAUAAGAUAAAAUUCGAUCCUUUCAUCAAAACAAUUGGGCUCAAGAUUAGGUUUUUGGACACGGCUCACUUCGGCGGACUUUGUGAACCUAGCAAAGAUUUCAAUGCAGUCUGCACAAUGCAUGCAAAUUGUUGUUAUGGUUUAGAGAGCAAAGUUCAUGACCUGAGACUCAUGCUUGAAGACUGGAGAAAAUUUAUGGCAUUGUCAACUGAUGUAAGAGCUUCACAACCAUCAUCUUGGAGUGUUCCAAAGAACUGCAGUCUUUCAAAUUUUCAUCCUCCUGAUUCACCAAAGAAGAAUGGAGGAGGAAGGAUGUAACAAUUGAGAAAAUGACUAGACUUUGGAGUAGUCCUAUUUAUACACUUGAAGGGCCUUGCACGAAGCUAUGAAUCAUAAUCAAGGUUCUUAUAUCUCCGAGCACUUCCAUCUUCCAAAUUGUGAAUUAAUUGGUUUAUUUUAUAAUUUUCAUGGGCACACAAAGGGGAUGAACACAAAUGUAAAUUAAUUUAUGAUUCUAUUUUUUUCUUUUCAUUUCCUUUUUUUAAACUAAUAGUCAGACAUUAUUUUUGCAACUCCAAGAACAAUGGCGGUUGGAGCCUUAGGAAAUUUAGACGGUUGCGGGCUACCGCCGGUUUAGAAAAAAAAAGACCCUUACUUCUUCUAAUUAAUUCUUCUACUUCUUUUAUUUUAUUUUUUAUUUUUUAUGUAAGUCUCAUUAUAGAUUUUUUUAUUUAAAAUAUGCUCUCUCCAAUUUUUAUUUGAAUCAUUUAAAUGUAAUAAUAUGCAAAUUCUAAUAAUAGAAAGAGAUUGUCUCUCA
Cornus florida is the source of this 1838-nucleotide messenger RNA. RefSeq lists its product as uncharacterized. NCBI's taxonomy places the organism in Eukaryota, Viridiplantae, Streptophyta, Magnoliopsida, Cornales, Cornaceae. The transcript is spliced from 5 exons. The record is from RefSeq and is a predicted model, not a curated record. The coding region runs from base 128 to 1339 and encodes 403 amino acids.